Messenger RNA from Mus pahari (shrew mouse), 4565 nucleotides. RefSeq names its product ectonucleotide pyrophosphatase/phosphodiesterase 4 (gene Enpp4). Lineage: Eukaryota; Metazoa; Chordata; Mammalia; Rodentia; Muridae. Bases 231 to 1598 code for a protein of 455 amino acids. The record is from RefSeq and is a predicted model, not a curated record. The transcript has 4 exons.
GAGCCGCCGCCGGAGCGUCCCGGGGCGACGCCGGUCUCCGCGGGGACCCGCGGGGGGUGGGCGUCCGCUACUGCGCAGGCGUCCCAGGAAGCGCACCGCCGAGCCGCGCUCCGCCCGCGGCCGCCGCCGACUCCGCUGGUAGCCCGGAGCGCGCGGUUCCGCUAGCGCCGAGCUCUGCGCGCCGGACCCAAGUGGCGGUGGAGGCGGGGGCCCUAACUGCUGUGUACAACAUGUUCAAUAUGAAGAUAUUAGUAAUUCUUUUGUUUUGGGGACUUGUCACUGGCUAUAGAGGUAACUCUUCCUAUGGCUCCGCACCUCAGUUACUUCUGGUAUCCUUUGACGGCUUUCGAGCCGACUACCUGAAGAGCUAUGACCUUCCUCACCUCCAGAACUUUAUCAAAGAAGGUGUCUUGGUGGAACAUGUUAAAAAUGUUUUUAUCACCAAAACAUUUCCAAACCACUACAGCAUUGUGACAGGCUUAUAUGAGGAAAGCCAUGGCAUUGUGGCCAACUCCAUGUAUGAUGGUGUCACAAAGAAACAUUUUUCUGAAUCCAAUGAUAAGGAUCCGUUUUGGUGGAAUGGAGCAGAGCCUAUUUGGGUGACCAAUCAGCUUCAGGAGAACAGAUCAAGCGCUGCCGCUAUGUGGCCUGGCACUGAUGUGCCCAUUCACAAUAUCACACCUUCCUAUUUUAUGAACUACAGCAGCUCAGUGUCCUUUAAGGAAAGACUAAGUAACAUUACUGCGUGGCUCAGCAGUUCCAACCCACCAGUCACCUUUGCAACGCUCUAUUGGGAAGAACCAGAUGUAAGCGGCCACAGGUAUGGGCCUGAAGAUAAAGAAAACAUGCGUCGGGUAUUGAAAGAAGUAGAUGACCUUAUUGGUGAUAUUGUCCUGAAGCUCAAGGUGUUAGGACUAUGGGACAGCCUUAAUGUGAUCAUUACGAGCGAUCAUGGGAUGGCUCAGUGUUCUGAGAGCAGACUGAUAGAUUUGGAUUCAUGCAUCGACCAUUCAAACUACAGUGUUAUAGACUUAACCCCCGUGGCUGCGAUUCUUCCCAAAAUAAAUGUAACAGAGGUUUAUGACAAGCUGAAACACUGUAACCCUCACAUGAGUGUUUAUCUCAAAGAGGCUAUCCCCAACAGAUUUUACUACCAGCACAGCGAUCGAAUUCAGCCCAUUAUUUUGGUUGCUGAGGAAGGCUGGACAAUCACAUUCAACAAGUCCUCAUUCAAAUGCGACCAUGGCUAUGAUAACUCCCUGCCUAGUAUGCACCCGUUUCUUGCUGCCCAUGGACCUGCCUUUAGGAAAGGUUAUAGGCAGAGCACCAUCAACACUGCAGAUAUUUAUCCAAUGAUGUGCCACAUCCUGGGACUAAAACCACAUCCCAAUAAUGGAACCUUCAGUCAUACCAAGUGCUUGUUGGUGGACCAGUGGUGCAUUAAUCUCCCAGAAGCCAUCGGAAUUGUUGUUAGUGCCCUCUUGGUAUUAACCAUGCUAACAGGCCUCAUGAUAUUCAUGCAGAGCAGAGCGUCCGCAUCCCGUCCAUUCUCCCGUCUUCAGCUGCAGGAAGAUGACGAUGAUCCUUUAAUUGAGUAAUUCACCGUGUCUUAUUAAUUUCAAAACUAAGGAUCCAUGCAAGGAGUGGUGUUACAGCCAUAAAAAGGUAUAUUUCAAAAGACAAGGCACACAUGGCAAAAUUACUCUGCGGUGUGUGUGUGUGUGUGUGUGUGUGUGUGUGUGUGUGUGCUGUUUUGGUGUGUUGCCUGUUGCAAAUAACCCUGAUGGUAUUAGAAUUGCUAGUAAAUCAGUUCAAACCACCUAUUUCCCUAGCAAGACUAGCCUUUGAGAAAAAAAACCCUGGGUCCUCCUUCCUUCCUUCUUUCUUUCUUUCUUCUUCUUUUUCUUUCAAUGAAAUAUAUCUUUAAGUGAAAAUAUACCAGAAUUUAAUUUCUAACAAGUUUAUGUAUUUGUAAAUGACACAAAACUAUUUAUGUAAUUUGUGCAUUUUGUGUAUCCUAUAGAAAAAGUUGCAUAUAUUUUUAUAUUUGUCUUUAGUUAGCGUGUGUCCCAAGAAAACCCUUGAGAUAGGAAAUUCUGUGAUAGUUACUAAAACUGAUUAGCCACAGAACAUAACUGUAGCAUACAAAGAACCUGUUUUAAAUAAAGCUGCUAAAAAACAAGCAAAACCCAAGGAAGACUAUGUUAUAUAGAGCCCGAGCUUGUUAAGACCCGUCCGCUGUUGACACCUCAGAAGCUGAGUCUGGGGCUGGGCACAGUGGUGCACACAUGCAGGAAGGACCAGGCAGAGCCUUGAGAGGAGUCCAACUUGGGUUACAGAGUAACAACUUGUGGUUUUGUUUGUUCAUUUGUUUGUCUUACUUACGUUUUUGGACACUUGUUUAUAGGGACUUUCAAAGGACAUAGAGAAAAAUUCUUCUCUAUUUGUGUUUAAUGUCUCUGGGUGAUUUGUGUGUGCCAGUGUGUUUGUCUGAGUGGAUGUGCAGAGGUCAUGUGACACGUGAAAGGGCCACGUGCCAGAACACAGCUGUUGAGGAAGCCUCUGCUCAAGGAAAGGCUACUUCUUGCAGACUUUAUGCGUAUACUUUCACCAACUCACAACUUAAUAUCACUAUUAAAAUAUCAUAUUUUGUUAUAAUUUUCAAUUCUCAUGUUUAUUGGAAGUGUUCAAAUGUUAUAGGAAAAAAAAUAUGACCUGAGUAUAAAGCUGCAAGGUCAGGAUUUUUGAAUUGACCUUUGUGGCUCUUGAAUGUGCCUUCUGUGCAGUCGUGUGGUCAGCCAUGCGAAAUGGAGUUGAGUGUCUUCUGCCCUGGCAGAAGCUGCAUGCUAAGGGCAGAGCAGCUCCAGCCCCACACUGCUCGCUUGCUCGCCUGACUCAUCGUAACCCCGAGAACCAAAGAGUUGUUGGGAAGCACUGUCAUCAUUCAUUCCCUGCACAGCUGGAUCCUCAGAACCAGAGCUAUGAGGACAGCCCAUGUGAUGUCCAUUGGGCAACAGGCCACUGCUUGGUGGCACUGGUGUGAUCUUGUGCAUUGUGACAAUGUAAAGCAAACUUGGUGACUGCUCUUGAGAUGCGAGAUGGAUCUACCGUAAGUAUGCAGUGCAGUUAGACACCUAUGAUCCGUGAUGACUGACGACACUUGUCAGUCAUCUUAGCUUUAUUGCACUGUACUGGCUCACUGUGAAUUUCCUUCAAGUUUGAUGUCUGGAGCCUCAUUGUAUUGGGGCUUUGAGAGGCAUUUCUGUACUGCAUACAUGAUCUAUGCUCUUGCUUUUGGUCACAGAAUGGAUGUUUUAAGAACAGGAUAGGACUGAUUUUGUUUGUAAAUGUUCUGAUUUAUUUUGUUACAUGCAAUAGAGAUACUAAAGGGUGAAGGGUUGAUCCAGUAAAACAAUAGAGAAAUCCCUGCUUAUUUCAAUUUCCAUUUAAGAAAGUAACAAAUAAACUGCCAUAUUUACUUUGAGAAGAUGUGAGUGGACACUUUGGACCUUUCUCCAGCAGGGUUGAAGAUAGCUUAGCUCCCAUAGUGCUGCAGAUCCCAGUGGUCCCCUUCCCCCAGCUGCACCUUAUACUCGGUGUCCGCCUGUAGAGCAGACUUUUACAAAGGAUGGGAUAGGAAGGGAUGCUCUGUCAGUGUCUUAGUCCUUGCAGUACAUGGAUUUAUUUUGUAUUUUAUUCUGUUCUCAGAAUACUAAAACUAGGUAAAAUUUUAUAAAGUGCUUAUUCAGGAGACAAGAUUAGUAUUUGUUUAAUCAAGUAUAUUAUCAUAUUGAACUAUCUGCUAAGUCAUUUGUAUCCUUGAAAAAAAAAAUCAUCACAAUUAAAGCGCUGGGCUGCAGUUUUGCUCUGAGAAAACCUUCUUAGUAAAGAUAGCCUUUGACAUGGAGGUUUAGUGUGUAUGUUGUAAAGCAUUAGCUAAACCUGCUCUGCUUUCUGUUCAGGAGAAAAGAUUUGGCUUCUGGAAAUAUGUCGCUCUUGGUGAUAGUACCCAAAGAUAAUAGGAACGUGUUUGUAGUACCCAAAGAUAACAGGAACGUGUUUGUCUGUGUACUUGUUGGUAAUUGCACUAGUCAGCUCUGAAUUUAGUACCUUGACUCUCAAGUAGAGGACCAGGUGUGUUCCUGUUAGCCACCUAUCAUGUGUGCUCUUCAGUAGGGUAUGUCAAAGGCUCGUUGGCAGUGCUGCCCAGGUUUCCUUUAAGAACCCACAGGUAAAGCCUUGGGAUAUUCAAGGAUCUGCCUUUGCACUGAUCUUGGAUGUACCCUUCUCUGCCCGCCUGGUAAGCUUGAAGGAUUGUUGGCUUUAAUUCCUUUUGUGAAGAGUGGUUCAUUUCAUUUUUAAUUUAUAACAUUACAAAAGAAGGGCAAAGAUUAGGUAUAAAAUAUGUAUUUAUUGUCAGUUCUCAAACAGCAUGUAAAUACAGUGAGUGUGCUGUAAGGAAGUUUGCAGUGCCUUAAGUUAAAGGGAAUACAUUGUUUCAACUUGUAGCUAAUGACUUUGCUUAUGAUUAAAAUGUAUGUAAAUAAAGUCUACCCAAACAAAUA